AUUAGAUGGAUUUAUUAAAAAACCCAAUUAACAAAUCCUGUUAAAGAAAAUUAUUUAAAAUUAAUUCCCUUGAUAAAUUUGUAUAUAAUAUUAUUAGAAGAAAGUGGUUAUAGUAAAGUUUAUCUCGCUUCUUGGAAUAAUGGACUUUAUUUUGGCACGAUGAAAGGUUGGAUAAAUGAAGUAGAAAAACAUAAUGAUGAUUUUAUUUGGAAGUUAAUUUAUGAAGAAGCUCCUAAUAAUGUUAGAGAAUUUGGUUUACAAUUUUUAUCUUUAUAUGAUAAUAAAAAAAAAAUCGGAUGCGAUAAAAGUACAACAGGAUCUCAAUAUGUAGUUCUUAAACAAUUAAAAAAUUCAAAGAAUAUUAAUGGAGCUGAUUUUAUACUUCAGCUUCAUUCAUAUUACACUGUAAUGAGUUCAGAAAAAAAUAAUUUUAUUGAAAUUGAUUGGUAUCAGAAAAUUUUCAUAUUAUUAGAAAUAGCGAAAGGACUGAAAGCUAUACAUGAUCAUGGAUACGUUGCAUCGACUUGGGGUGGUCAGUCAACUAAGUAA
Rhizophagus irregularis DAOM 181602=DAOM 197198 is the source of this 549-nucleotide messenger RNA. NCBI's taxonomy places the organism in Eukaryota, Fungi, Glomeromycota, Glomeromycetes, Glomerales, Glomeraceae. The record is from RefSeq and is a predicted model, not a curated record.